AUGUCUAAGCAUACCAUCAUCCCAAUUGAUAAGAAUUGGACCUUCAAACAAGCGGACAAUGAAGAUGCCAAAUUCCUGCCUGUCGCACAAUUUCCUACGAAUGUUCAUUUGGACCUCAUCGCCAAUGGCAUCAUACAAGACCCUUUCAUGGGUAAGAAUGAGAAUGACGUACAAUGGAUUGGUGAAAUCGUCUGGACAUACAGAACUACCUUUUCAUCGCCCGCCAUAUUAGCAGAAGAAGAAUCUGGCGUGAAAGCAGUCCUGGCAUUUGAUGGAUUAGACACAUAUGCCACCGUUAUAUUAAAUGGUAACGAGAUCCUCAAGACAGAUAAUAUGUUCAUACCAGAACGGAUUGAUAUUACAUCUCACCUGAAAGACGAAGGAGAGAACGAGUUGGAAAUCACUUUCGAGAGCGCAUAUCUCAAAGGAUGUGCCAUCGUAGAGAAAUACCCGGAUCAUCAUUGGGGCUGUUGGAAUGGAGAUACUUCCAGACUUGCUGUUCGAAAAGCGCAAUAUCACUGGGGAUGGGAUUGGGGUCCAACACUCAUGACUUGCGGGCCCUGGCGACCAAUCAAUCUUGAAGUCUUCUCCUCUCGCAUCUCUGACGUCUACUUCACAAGCAAUGUGGACAAAGCCCUAAAAUCCGCGGAAUUCGUUGCGAAGGCGGAUAUUGAAGGCGAGGCCUCACAAAUCAAGUUCGAUAUCACUCUGCACGGCGACCUUAUUGCCACCAAGACUGUCACCUCUUCUGAAGGUUGUGCUACCCACGCCUUUACAAUUGAAGACCCUGCGCUCUGGUUUCCGAUCCGAUACGGUAAACAGCCAUUGUAUGAUCUUACUGCAACUCUAAUUCAUAACGAUAUAAGUAUAUCGAUGCAGACUAAGAAGUUUGGCUUGCGCAGAGCAGAACUGGUGCGAGAUGCUUUGACAGGCCAACCAGGAACAUCUUUUUUCUUCAGGAUCAAUAACAUUCCCAUUUUCUGUGGCGGCAGCGAUUGGAUUCCUGCCGAUAACUUCAUACCUCGCAUCAGCAAGGAGAAGUAUUAUGACUGGGUCAAGCUGGUAGCCGACGGAAACCAGUUCAUGAUUCGAGUCUGGGGCGGUGGAAUAUUUGAGGAGCAAGCCUUCUAUGACGCCUGCGAUGAAUUGGGUAUCCUCGUAUGGCAGGAUUUCAUGUUCGGAUGCGGAAACUAUCCCGCUUUUCCCGAUUUCCUCGCGUCUGUGAAGAAGGAAGCUGAGGAGAACGUCAAGCUUCUCCGACAUCACCCUUCUAUCGUCAUAUGGGCUGGCAACAAUGAGGAUUACCAAUACCAAGAAUCGGAAGGCCUCACGUACGAUUUCGACAAUAAAGACUCCGAGAGCUGGUUGAAGACCAACUUUCCAGCAAGAUACAUAUAUGAAAAGAUUCUGGUAGAUGCCUGUACUGAAUUGGUGCCGGAUACAUACUAUCACUAUGGAAGUCCGUGGGGUGGAAAAACAACAACCGAUCCUACCAUUGGCGACUUGCACCAAUGGAACGUGUGGCAUGGUUCGCAAGAAAAGUACCAGAAUUUCGACAAGCUCGUGGGACGCUUCGUUUCCGAAUUCGGCAUGGAAGCAUUUCCCAAUAUCAAAACCAUAGAUGCAUUUCUGCCGCUAGGCAAAGACGACCCCGAUCGUUUCGCGCAAUCGUCUACCGUCGACUUCCACAACAAGGCCGACGGACACGAACGUCGCAUCGCCCUAUAUCUAGUAGAAAACUUUCGCUACGCCCCUGACCCCCUCGAACAGUUUAUCUAUUCCACACAACUCAUGCAAGCCGAGUGCCUAGCCAGCGCUUAUCGGCUCUGGAAACGCCAAUGGAAAGGUCCAGGAAAGGAAUAUUGUGGCGGCGCCUUAGUGUGGCAAAUCAACGAUUGCUGGCCCGUAACAUCCUGGGCCAUUGUGGACUACUAUCUCCGUCCCAAACACGCAUACUACACCGUCAAGCGCGAAAUGGCCGCCAUCUCCCUCGGCAUAACGCGCAAAGAACACAUCAUCCCCAAAGACAAAUACACACGCGCACAUCUCACCAAAACCACCACGAUAGAAAUCUGGGGCUCAAACCUCAGUCUCGAAAAUAUCACCGCCGACGUGGUAGUCAAAGCCUUCGACGUCAUAACCGGCGCCGAGACCUUCUCCAAAACCAUCGCAUCCGCAAUCCUGCUACCCGAAAACCGCUCCACCGAAAUCAUCGCCAUGGACGUACCAGUCCAGAAACCCAACAUCGACGCCGAAUCCCGCACCAUUGUCGCCGCAUACCUCAUGCGAGACGGUGUGCAAAUCGCUCGCUAUAUCAAUUGGCCCGAACCGCUAAAAUACGUGCAUCUGCAAAAACCCACUCAUCUACGCGCGCAACUAUCGAAAGAUGGAAAGGUGGUGGAGAUUAGUAGUGAGGUACCGGUUAAAGGAGUAGCGCUUGAGUGUGAAGAUGAGAAUGUCCGGUUUGAGGAUGAUUUGCUGGAUAUUGUGCCGGGAGAAGUGGUAAGAGUGGCGGUUGGGGGUGCGAGUGAGGGGACGGAUGUUACGGUUAGGUAUUUGGGGAUGGUUUAG
Messenger RNA from Sclerotinia borealis F-4128, 2571 nucleotides. The record is from the annotation of a GenBank genome assembly. NCBI's taxonomy places the organism in Eukaryota, Fungi, Ascomycota, Leotiomycetes, Helotiales, Sclerotiniaceae.